Messenger RNA from Clarias gariepinus (North African catfish), 2512 nucleotides. It is a transcript of the gene mipa, whose product is annotated as major intrinsic protein of lens fiber a. The transcript has 4 exons. Lineage: Eukaryota; Metazoa; Chordata; Actinopteri; Siluriformes; Clariidae. Gene Ontology annotation, molecular function: water channel activity. Gene Ontology annotation, cellular component: plasma membrane. Gene Ontology annotation, biological process: transmembrane transport. Bases 1646 to 2437 code for a protein of 263 amino acids. The record is from RefSeq and is a predicted model, not a curated record.
UGUGAUUUGGGGGCUGUAAAGUAGCACGUUUCCACCCCACAGCUUUUGGGCUCGACCCUGAGCUCUGUUUACUUUCCUUUACAUGGGUUACCUCUACGUUUCCGGGCUAUCACACAGGUAGGGAGAUAGCUAGACUAAAUUGCCCGUAGGUUUGUGUGUGUGUGUGUGUCUUGCAUCAAAUUUUGGGUGAAUUCUGCCACUUUGCAUUCAGUGUUCCUGGGAACUAUUCUCCAAAUCAUGUGAAGCAAAUUUCUUGUGAAUGAGACAGCGCUUAGUCCCAGGGUUUUUGAUACUCUUGAGGUUUGAACUCACAUCCUUCCCUCCCUAGAGCAGAACUGAACCGCCAAUCCAGUAUAAUUUUAGCAAGACUUGUAAAUAGAAACGGAACAGUGAAUGACAGACAGUCAUUAGUGUCUUUGGUCUGAAACUCCUGGAAAAGUCUAAUUUCCUUUAUUAUCUUUAUGGUACCAGUUUUACCUCAUUUAAUACAGUUUAGCGUAGUGUACCCUUCCAGAUCCUGCUGAAUGUUUUGACGGUUUGGCUCUUUGACAGCAGCAAUGGAUGAGGGCAGCAGUAUUUUUUCAGUGCUAUUUGUUCUAAAUGAGAGAGGCCAAGCUUCAGCCCAUCCUCUCCCCCUGAUCCUCUCCAAACAUGGAUUUUCCAGAGCUUUAUUGCAUAGCCGCGGUAAGCACACACAAUCUAAAACACUGCCUAAUCAAUUCUAUGCAAACAAACUGGCACAGUCUUGACCAAGCAGACAGUCCGGCAAAUGUUCUUUACACAGGGGGGUUUUAUAUGAAAGUUAAAAAAAAUAUAAAAAAUGGGUUAUUACUUGUUUUGCAGAAACAAUUUUACUUAAAUGUAAAGUAUUCUGUUGAAGAAUGUGAUGAGUCCUGGAUAAUCUGGGGCCUCUUUUCCGGGUAGUUCUCUAUAUAAUAACAGCGUCAGCAGAGUUGUUCUAUUGUUUCUGCACAGACCUGGUUUAACCGAUGGUAAAAAAAAAAAAAAAAAACAUGACCAUGACAUGACAAAAAGUAUAAAGAUUUACCAAAGCCAAGUUUCAGUUUGAAGCAUAUGACUUAACCUCAGUAGAGUUGAAUUAAGGACAGCAACUGAAGUGUACGAAAGAGGACAUGCCUAUAAAACUGAAGUGAAAGUGAACUAAAACCACUGGACUUCACCAUGAAUUAGAGGUUAAAAGUCAUGGGUGGGAAGAGUUAAGUAUUUCUGCCUGAUUCGUAUUGUUCAAAUACCCUCCUCCCAUGGGUCUGCAGGGGGUUGAUGGCGCCAAUCUGGCCUAAGGGCAUUAUAAAUACCCCCUGCACCACUGGCCCGAACACUCGAGCUGAAUGUCUGCAGGACAUGCUAAACCUUUGUCUGUCUAGCUUUAUCAACACUACCCUGCAUUCAGACAGAUGCAGACACCAACAGCCGCCAAUCUCAGACGCAAAACCUUAUGACAAAAAUCGAUGAUUUCACUCUAAAGUGAGUUGUUGAAGAGGUGUUGGUGCUUUAAGAGUUCCACCGAAAUACUGCAGGCUCUUGCAGGUAAAUCUCCUGGUGAUAGUUCUUAUUUCAUUUAGGGCCGCAUAGGGUUUUUUUGUUUACGCCCCUCAAGUGUGUUGAGCUCUCCACUACUGCAGCCAUGUGGGAGUUCCGCUCCAUGUCUUUCUGGCGAGCCGUUUUUGCAGAGUUCUACGGCACAAUGUUCUUUGUCUUCUUCGGGCUUGGUGCUGCUUUGCGCUGGACCAGCGGCGCUUAUAACGUGCUCCACGUGUCCUUCUGCUUCGGGCUGGCAGCUGCCACGUUCGUUCAGUCCAUUGGCCACAUCAGUGGUGGCCAUAUCAACCCGGCCAUCACUUUCGCCUUCUUGGUCAGCUCCCAGAUGUCCCUGUUCCGUGCUUUCUUCUACAUCUGUGCUCAGUGUUUGGGGGCGUUGGCUGGUGCUGCUGUACUGUACGGGGUGACGCCGACCAACAUGAGGGGCAACCUGGCUCUUAACACACUGCAGCCUGGCGUCAGCCUUGGCAUGGCCACUACCAUGGAGGUGUUUCUGACUCUGCAGCUGGUGGUGUGCGUCUUUGCCGUAACCGAUGAUCGGCGUAACGGCCGUCUGGGCUCUGCUGCUCUAGCCAUCGGCUUCUCCGUGCUCGUGGGGCAUUUGCUUGGGAUGUACUACACUGGUGCCGGGAUGAAUCCUGCCAGGUCCUUUGCCCCUGCUGUGCUUGUCAGGAACUUCAUCAACCACUGGGUGUACUGGGUUGGCCCUUUUAUUGGCGGUGCUCUGGGUGCUCUGCUUUACGACUUCAUGCUCUUCCCACGCAUGCGCGGCUUCUCAGAAAGAAUCGCCGUGCUCAAAGGCAGUCGGCCCAACGACGCAGAAGGCCAGCAGGACACGCGGGGCGAACCAAUCGAGCUCAAAACACAAGCUCUAUAAACACACUGUCAGGAACGGUUGGCGUCGUCAUACUUUUAUAACCUCACACAAUGCAUACAUGCUUUACAACCUGCU